Colletotrichum chrysophilum is the source of this 741-nucleotide messenger RNA. RefSeq lists its product as uncharacterized. The record is from RefSeq and is a predicted model, not a curated record. Bases 1 to 741 code for a protein of 246 amino acids. The transcript is spliced from 2 exons. NCBI's taxonomy places the organism in Eukaryota, Fungi, Ascomycota, Sordariomycetes, Glomerellales, Glomerellaceae.
AUGAAGCACCUCAUCCUCGUCGGGGCGUGCUACGUCGACACGAUCCUCACGCAAGACAAACCCUUCGCCAUCCCGCGCUUCCCCGAAGAGGACGCAAAAUUACGGGCGACAAGCCUGCGCGUCCGGCGAGGAGGCAAUUGCCCCAACACGAUUGAAGUGCUGCAGCAGCUGCUCAGAAACCUGCCCGGCGGCGGCGACGGGUCUUCACCUCAGGAGGAGGUGCUGCAGAUGCACCUCGUCUCGCCCCUGCCGGAGCGCCAGUCGCAGGCAACAGCGAACAUCAUCGCCUCACUAACGCCGACGUCAACAUCACCAGGCCGGGAGCCCUCGCCCUCCUCGUCAGCCGUCAACUUUGAUCACUCCCUCUUCCGCGCGGGCCACCAGGUGCCGGCGAGCUGCUACAUCCUCCGCAGCGAGGCGACGGGCAGCCGGACAAUCGUAAACCACAAUGACCUCCCCGAGAUGACGGCCGCCGAGUUCCUGGUCGUCGCAGAGGCGUUCUGGGGCCGUGGAGAGAAGACGUGGUGGCACUUUGAGGGGCGGAUCCCGGAAACGACGCUCGAGUGUGUCCGAUCGUUAAGACGCGUGCUGGGCGCGAGUGCGACGGUAAGCGUCGAGGUCGAGAAGCCCGGGAGACCUGGGCUCAGGGAACUCGCCGCGGAAGCGGACGUCGUCUUUUACUCCAAGAGCUGGGCCGAGGUGAGCAUCCUGCUUGGGGAGAGACAGAGCCAAGCGUCGUGA